AUGCCAACCCGAUCACCCUCGCCAGUUUAUAGUCACGCGACACCAAUGGAGCCCAAACAAUCCAAACCCAAGUCGGUGGCUCAGCGCAGAGUGUACGGGAAACGAAGAGCCAAUGCCCCUAGGGCGGUAUUUGACCAAGGAAGCCCGAUGAGAGAAACCAGAUCCAGAACCCAACAUGUCGAUCCCGUGGAAAACCUCCAAGCGAAACUAGCCCGAGUGACAAUCGACCAUGACGCGACCCACCAACCAGACAAUCAUGUCGAGCCUCCAAAUAUUGAGAGAGAACAGCAGCAAGAGCUUGCAGAAACUCCUCCCGAUGAAUCAAGUCCGUCCACGAUAGAGGACACUUCUGAUACCCCGGCGACGCAAUCCUCCAUCGAGUCCUCCCUGGAAGAAGCGCCAAAACCGAAGCAAUGCGAAACGACGGUGGAGGUCAGAAAAUGUUCGGAGGCUCCAGAAAAGCCCCCUCAAAUCACAUCAGAUUCUCCAACUCCGAUUUCAGAGUUCACAAACGAGGAUCGAGAAAAGCCAAGUACAACAUCUUCCUACAGAAGGAGAGCGGAAAGAAAAAAGACUGCUGCACCGAGAAGGUCGUCUGGAGUUAUUCACGACAGCAAGGCCAGCGAUUAUGUUGGCCCAAUUCUGAAUGAGGCACUAUCUCCAAUUGCCGCACAAGGCAUUCAGAAGUUCGCUUCAUGGGCUUCGCGAUCAGCAAAUAUGUUUGAUGUCGCAAAACUCGCGGAGGGGUCUUACGGUGAAGUCUACAAGCUUCAUUUGCGGGAGGAGGCUUGUAGACCAGUGGUUUCAAAAUCAAAGUUGGCUAAACUGAAAUCAUAUGGCGAUGGAGUCUUCAAGGUUGUACCUCUGCGAGCCAAGAGCGGUCCCGGAUCCAAAAAGUUCACCACCAUUGACGAGAUUGUUUCUGAGGUCAAGAUGCUCAAGUAUUUAGACCCUAUCCCUGGCUUUGCUCGCUUCAGGGAGAUUCAUGUUGUUCAAGGCCGUUUCCCAGAAUCGUUCCAAAACGCAUGGGAUCACUAUAAGAUGACUAAAGACGACUGCAUAAAUCCUAACCCGUGUAACAAGAGAGCUUAUCCCGAUACGCAGCUAUGGGCAAUUGUGGAGAUGGAUGAUGCAGGGUGUGAGCUAGAGAAGUUCGCUUGGUCAUCGAUUUUCCAGAUCUAUGACAUCUUCUGGGGAGUUGCCAUGGCUCUGGCCAGAGCAGAGGAGUAUGCUAUGUUCGAACAUCGAGAUCUCCAUUUGGGAAAUGUUUGUAUACGUUCUACGCGGGAAGAUGGCUGCAUGGAUCCUCCUACAGAGCUCGAUAUUGCUCGCCAGCCAUCCUCUAGUGGGUUUGGGAUCAGCUCACUUGAGACUACCAUCAUUGACUACUCGCUCUCGCGAGCGGAUCUGCUCCUGACCGAUGACCCCGCCGGUCUCACUGAGGUUGCAUCAUCAGACCUGGACAAAAAGCAAUUGUUCGAUGCUGUUGGCCAAGAUGAAGACGAGAUUAUGCAAAGAAACACCUACCGAUAUAUGCGCGCAACACUUUACACUGGUUGCCCCAUACAAACAGAAAAAAUGGCGGAUAUUCCUGGUAUUUGGACAGAAUACUCCCCACGCACCAAUUUGGUUUGGCUACUGUUCCUGCUCCAGAGUCUGUUCAAGAACCGCAAGCCUGACGCAUUGCCUACACAGCCACAGCGAAAGGCUCUUGCACCUUGCUCGCCUAACAAGAUGACACUGAAGCCGGAGACAGCCAAGGGGGAAGAGCAAAACAUGGCCGGGUCCCUCGUCAAGGAGAGACAGACCAAGAAUGCCCACGCUGGUAUUUCCCGGCUUAAGCAGACAAUGGAAGACAGGCUAAAAGCCGUUCUCGAACUUCUCGAUUUAGAGCAUGGACAUGAAGACAUGUGUUGCGCCGCGGAUUUAGUAGCCUACGCGAUGGACUCGCAAUGGCUGGGUGAACAAGACUUUUUUUAA
Messenger RNA from Penicillium coprophilum, 1980 nucleotides. RefSeq lists its product as uncharacterized. The record is from RefSeq and is a predicted model, not a curated record. Gene Ontology annotation, molecular function: histone H3T3 kinase activity. The transcript is spliced from 2 exons. NCBI's taxonomy places the organism in Eukaryota, Fungi, Ascomycota, Eurotiomycetes, Eurotiales, Aspergillaceae. Gene Ontology annotation, cellular component: cytoplasm; nucleus. Bases 1 to 1980 code for a protein of 659 amino acids. Gene Ontology annotation, biological process: intracellular signal transduction; mitotic cell cycle.